AUGCCCCUCUCCUUCCGAACGCUCAUUUCGCUCGCUGCAGCAGCACGGAUCGUCUCCGCCGCUACAGUUGGGCCAGUUGGCUCGCUCGUCGUCGCCAACAAAACAAUCUCUCCCGAUGGCAUCCCUCGCGCCGCUGUGCUGGCCGGGGGUACUUUCCCUGGAACGCUUGUCACAGGGAACAUCAGCGAUAACUUCCAGCUCACGGUCGUCGACCAGCAAGAGGACAACCGCAUGCUCGAGCCGACAUCAAUCCACUGGCAUGGUCUGUUCCAGAAUGGGACCAACUACAUGGACGGGCCCGCGUUCAUCAACCAGUGCCCCAUCUCACCGGGGAACUCUUUCACAUACGACUUUACCACCACACAAUCUGGGACAUUCUGGUAUCACUCACACCUCGCCACCCAGUACUGCGACGGUCUGCGCGGUGCCAUGGUCAUCUACGAUCCCGCAGACGCGUACCUCUCACAGUACGACGUUGACGACGAGUCUACCGUGAUCACUCUGGCCGACUGGUACAACGUUUUCGCGGAGACUGUCACCGGUGUCGGAACGCCCUCUUCGAUGCUCAUCAACGGUCUCGGACGUACCGCGGACACGCUUUCAAAUACAACCCUGGCCGUGAUCAACGUCACACAAGGCCUGCGCUACCGCUUCCGCUUGGUCAACAUCGCCUGCGACUCCAACUACGUCUUCCAGAUCGACGGCCACACGAAUCUCACCAUCAUCGAGGCCGACGGGAUCCUUCACGAGCCAUUGAGCGUCGACUCGAUCCAGAUCUGGGCGGCCCAGCGAUAUUCAUUCAUCCUGACGGCCGAUCAAGCCAUCGACAACUACUGGAUUCGGGCCGACCCGAGCACCGGUCCCACCGGCUUCACGGGCGGCAUCAACUCUGCGAUCUUACGCUACCAAGGAGCCAACGAUUCGGAGCCGACGACUUCCCAGGACAAUUCCACCAACGGAUUGGUCAACGAGGUCGACCUGCACCCGCUUGUGAGCCCUGGUGCUCCCGGUGGCGCAUAUGUCGGGGGCGCCGAUGUACAGUUGAACAUGGAUCUUGCGUUUAACACGUCUACCUUCAAAUUCACGAUCAACGGCACAUCCUUCGUUCCACCCACUGUUCCUGUCCUUCUCCAGAUUCUGUCUGGAGCGCAAACCGCGCAGUCGCUUCUCCCCAAUGGCUCAGUCUACACGCUUCCGCACUUUGCGUCGGUCGAAAUCACGCUUCCAGGAGGCGUUGUUGGCGGCGGUCACCCAUUCCACUUGCACGGACACGUUUUUGAUGUGAUCCGCGCAGCGGGAAGCAGCACGUACAACUACGUCAACCCCGCUCGCCGUGAUGUCGUGAACAUUGGAGACUCGGGCGACAAUGUGACCAUUCGAUUCUACACGGACAACCGCGGACCGUGGUUCCUUCACUGCCACAUCGACUGGCAUUUGGAAGCUGGUUUUGCUGUCGUGCUGGCCGAGGACGUGGAUGACUGGGAUGCGGAGCUGGUCCCAACUUCCGAAUGGAGCGAUCUGUGUCCCACGUACAACGCACUCCCAGCGUCAAUCACAUCCCUUGCUGCCUGAGCAACCUUCGAAUUAUACAUUUGAUCUUUAACUGUCUUUACUCCGUCCAAAUCUAUUCCCAUUGAAUAUAUCUUUGCAACUG
Mycena citricolor is the source of this 1654-nucleotide messenger RNA. Lineage: Eukaryota; Fungi; Basidiomycota; Agaricomycetes; Agaricales; Mycenaceae. The record is from the annotation of a GenBank genome assembly.